Messenger RNA from Penicillium samsonianum, 2100 nucleotides. RefSeq names its product Zn(II)2Cys6 transcription factor. The coding region runs from base 24 to 1826 and encodes 600 amino acids. Gene Ontology annotation, cellular component: nucleus. Gene Ontology annotation, biological process: positive regulation of transcription by RNA polymerase II. The record is from RefSeq and is a predicted model, not a curated record. The transcript is spliced from 3 exons. Lineage: Eukaryota; Fungi; Ascomycota; Eurotiomycetes; Eurotiales; Aspergillaceae. Gene Ontology annotation, molecular function: transcription cis-regulatory region binding; zinc ion binding; DNA-binding transcription factor activity, RNA polymerase II-specific.
UAUCGGAUGCCCUUUCUUCUUCAAUGUUGUCCAUGCAUACCUCAUACUUCACCCAUCCGGAUUUGAAUGAUUCUGAUGUUCGGGAGAGGGAGAGUCACGAUAGCCGAUCGGAUAUUCCUCCAUCUUUAUUAGGGAUUCGCGGCUCCGUCAUCCGAGGCAGCACAUCCAGCGCCAGUACCGGUGUUAGCACCGAUGAUGCUUCAGUCGAUUCACUGGAUUGGAAUGGCGAAUCACCGUCGGUCGACCGAGACCAAGAGCAGGUGAAGGGAUAUUCGCAUUUCGACUCGGUGCAAUUGGACGAUAUUAUGGAGUUACCCAAGGUGGAAGAACUGGAAGAACUCGACGAUGACUUGUUGAGUAUUAAACAAGCGGAUGUGGAGUCGGGCCCUCCCGCUGUUCCACGGAAACGUGGUCGCCCACGCAAACAUCCGCUGCCAGCUCCCGGAGGUCAGGCCAAGAUCACUAAAGGUCGCUCCAAGACUGGUUGUAUAACCUGUCGGAGGAGGAAGAAGAAGUGUGAUGAGACAAAGCCUUCUUGUCAAAACUGCCAGAAGAAUGCGGUCGUCUGCGAAGGCUACCCACUCAAGGAGAUUUGGAAGAGUGGGAGACAGAGACUAGCUGAUGUAGCUCGAUCCCAGUCUCUUACAGCCGUCCCGCGCAGUUUACCCCUCCUCAUCGAUGGCAUCGAAACGGAUGUCGACCGUCGCUUUUUGGACCAUUUUGUGUAUGGUUUCAGUCGCGUACUAACGCUCAUCAACGAUGAUUCGAAUCCCUUCAAAGAGAUUCUUCUCCCGAUGGCGACACAACACAGGGGGCUGAUGCAUUCGCUAAUGUGCUUGUCCGGAUCGCAUCUCUCAGGUCUGGAUCCCGAACCAAAGCUGAAGGAGCGAAAGUACUUUCAUUUCCAUCACGCUAUCCAAGAUCUGAAAGAUAAUAUCAAUGCGUCAUCAUCAGCCAAGAGCCCCGACGAGGAUGAUCGACUGCUAGUCGAGGACCCGAUCAUCGCAUCCACCAUCGCCCUCAGUUUGAACACCAUCUGCGAAGGUGAAACCAACGGCGAAUACCGACCGCACAUGGAUGCCGCCCGGUACCUACUGUUGUCACAGCAGCCACGGAACGAAAAAUUCCGCCAGUUCAUCGUCGAGUUCUUCCAGUACCACGACGUCUCAAACUCUCUCACCUCGCUUGACCGCCGUCCCAACCUAUUACACAACGACCUGCACAUGCCCAACUUCGUACCUGGCGUGUCAGCGGGGAUGUUCCUCGGCGUAUUCGACGGUCUCUUCAACUAUAUCUCGGAGAUAACCCAGCUUCGCGACCGUAUUCGCGAACGCUUCAACGAGGGCUAUGAGCCGGCAGUGGACUACCAGACGCUGAGCGAGGCAGUUUCCAUUGAUAUGGCCAUCCGCACUUGGGAGACCUCCCACGAGCCCGACACCCCGAACUGGUGCCUGGCCCAGCUAUACCGCCAAUCAACCUGGGUGUACCUGUACCGGACGAUCCGGCCCUCGCGACCGAGCGAUAAAAUCGCGCAGGUCGUCGACGACGGCCUCGACUACCUGGAUCAGCUGCCACAGGAUGCAUCCGCUUUCAGUAUCGUGUUGAUGCCGCUUUUCCUGCUUGGUUGUUCUGCGUUCAUGCCUGAGCAGCGCCAACGCAUUACGCAGGGCUUCGAGAAUCUCAAGUCCUAUUCUAACCUGCGCAACAUCGAGCCUGCUUUCAAGGUCGUUACGCGGGUUUGGGAGAUUAUGGAUACCCGCAUGCAGGAUAGUUGGGACUGGGAAAAGAUCAUACGUGACAUGAAUAUGGAUUUCUUGAUUACUUGAAUACCCUUUGCUCCCAUAUCCUGCCUUCUUCUCUUCUCCCCCUCUUACCAUUCUGAUACCCUGUUCUAUUCUAUUUACUUUACCUUAUUAUUUUCUCGUUCUCUCUUUGUUCAUUAUUACCGUCUUGGAAAGGGGAUUUUCCGCCCUUUGUCCCAUACCGAGGGGACACGAUGAUCACCCCUCAGACGAGGCUGUACCAUGUGGCGUUUUGAUUUGAUUGUUACUGCGACUGUGAUGAUGAUGCAUAUGUAUUUGCAUCUCGGAGGCCCGGGAG